Molecule: messenger RNA, 6291 nt
Organism: Myxocyprinus asiaticus (Chinese sucker)
Lineage: Eukaryota; Metazoa; Chordata; Actinopteri; Cypriniformes; Catostomidae
Gene: raph1a
Product: Ras association (RalGDS/AF-6) and pleckstrin homology domains 1a
Exons: 16
Coding region: 319-4428 (1369 amino acids)
Biological process (GO): signal transduction
Cellular component (GO): cytosol; plasma membrane
Source: RefSeq, a predicted model, not a curated record
ACGUAAGGAACGCUCAUCGGUCCGCAGAUACCAGCAGUCACACUCACAACGGGAAUGGAAGCGGGAGAGAAACGGGAGUCUCGCUCGUCUCGUCAUCAUCAAAAAUAAGCAGUCGGCACUGGCUGUGACACCCCGAUCUAUUUCUAAAAGGAUUCGGGAUUUCGAUCGCUGGAUUUGCGCGCAACACGUCGGCGUCUUUUCUCCAUUGUUACGGUUUCCUUCGGAAAAGACACAAGCCGCAGAGCCGUCGGCUUGGUUUGCGACAAUUGAUUGAGGGCCUUUUCCAUUCAGAAAUCGGCUUGGCACUGCCGCAGAAAGAUGGAGCAGUUUUCAGAUGAUGAACUGGAUCAUGCAGCAGAGGAGGACAGCGAUAAAGAGGACCAGGACCUGGACAAAAUGUUUGGAGCAUGGCUUGGAGAGCUGGACAAACUAACAAAGAGUCUGGAUGAUGGGAGACCAGAGAAGGUACAAAAAGCCCCUCUCAGACAAGAGACAAACAGGGGUAACAUGGCCUACCGCUUCUCUGUUUAUAACAUCAAUGAGGCUCUGAAUCAGGGUGAGGCAGUGGAUCUAGAUGCUCUGAUGGAAGACCUGUGCUCCAUCGAGCAGGAGCUCAGCACCAUUGGUAAGCCCAGCAGCGGUUCCUCUCGUCUCGGCCCGUCCGGGGACCCCAAAGUGCGUCAGAAACCGCCGGCAGGCCGCAGUCACAGCACUAAACACACGGGUGGCAGCAGCAGCAGUGGAGGGGCAAGCAGCAGUGGAGGCAGCACCAGCAGCAGCACCCGCGCCUCGCCCGCUUCUACAGUUAGGGUGACCAGCACCAGUAGCAGACCCCCACUGGCAUCCAACUUCUCUCUGGAUGACAUCACUGCCCAGCUGGAGAAAGCCUCCCAGAGCAUGGACGAAGCAGCACGGCAGAGCUCCACAUCUUCCAGCUCUACGCACUCAGCGGGGUAUGCUUCCUCAACUGUGCGGCGGCCGACCUCCCAUCAUCAUCAUCAUCGCAGGACAGGGUCUGUGGGUACAGUCACCGAACAUGAGGUGCGGUCCUUUGUCCAUUCCUCUCGCUCUAGCAUUAACUCGGCCUCUGCGUCCAGCAUGGACUCACUGGACAUUGAGAAACCCAAGGAUCAGGAUGGCUUACAGGAUGGACAGGACCAACAGAGUUCAGAGCACUCGUAUCUGGACAGGGAGACCUCUCUCAUUCUGAAAAGCAUUGCAGGAAAGCCCUUUCACUUGCUGACCAAGGAGGAACAAGCUGCCAAACAAAAAGCUGAGAAGAUUCGAGUGGCUCUGGAGAAGAUAAAGGAAGCACAGGUUAAAAAGUUGGUAAUCCGAGUGCACCUAUCGGAUGAGAGCUCGAAGACUGUAAUGGUGGACGAGAGACAGACAGUGCGUCAAGUACUGGACAGCCUGCUGGACAAAUCCCACUGCGGUUACAGUCUGGACUGGUCUCUGGUUGAAGUCAUCACUGAACUCCAGAUGGAGAGAAUCUUUGAGGAUCAUGAAAACCUGGUGGAGAACUUACUGAACUGGACCAGGGACAGCACCAACAGACUGAUGUUCAUCGAACGCAUUGAGAAAUAUGCUCUUUUCAAGAACCCUCAGAACUAUUUGCUGGGGCGGAAGGAGACGUGUGAGAUGGCAGACAGAAAUAAAGAGGCUCUUCUGGAGGAGUGUUUUUGUGGUAGCUCUAUCAGUGUGCCUGAGAUGGAAGGGGUACUCUGGCUCAAAGAUGAUGGCAAAAAAUCCUGGAAGAAGCGCUACUUCCUGUUACGAGCCUCUGGAAUAUAUUAUGUGCCAAAGGGGAAAGCCAAGGCCUCUAGAGACCUGGUUUGCUUCCUGCAGCUGGAUCAUGUGAAUGUGUACUCGGGUCAGGACUAUCGCAGCAAGUAUAAAGCACCGACUGACUACUGCAUGGUCCUGAAGCACCCUCAGAUUCAGAAGAAAUCGCAGUACAUCAAGUACCUGUGCUGUGAUGAUGUCAGAACACUGCAUCAAUGGGUCAACGGAAUACGCAUUGCCAAGUAUGGGAAGCAGCUGUAUGUGAACUACCAGGAGGCUAUGAGGCGCACAGAGGCUGCUCAUGACUGGUCCUCCCUGUCAAGCUCAAGUAUCAAGUCUGGUUCCAGCUCCUCCAGUCUGCCAGAAUCUCAAUCCAACCACUCCAGCCAAUCAGACAGUGGUGUAUCAGAGACCACAUCCUCCGGUCAUGUGCGUUCUCAGAGUGUGGUCAGCUCCAUCUUUUCUGAGGCCUGGAAGAAAGGCAAUCAGUCAGAUGACACCAAGAUGAGAAUGGAUUCUGCCCCACCAACACAGCCUGCUAGAGCUUCUUACCCUCUACAGCUUCCCCAACUGCCCCAGAUGCCGCUGUCUACCCAGUCCCGUAGCAGCUACUCUGGUGUGUCCCCAGUGUCCUCCCCCUUGCCUCCAUCUCCACCACCACCGCCUCCACCACCGCCGCCUCUCCCCAACCCCACCCACCACUCCACCCCAGUUAUAUUUACAAAAUGCAGUACCAUCGCUAGGCUGCAAAACAUCUCCCAGGGACCAAAUCAAAACAAACAGACCCCCUUUUUGGCAGCACAGCAGCAACAACCUAUGCCACCUACCCCACCUCCACAGUGUCUCAAACCUGUGAUAAAUAGUAUGGCAGAACAUGCCAUCAGUUCUACUCCACCCCCACCACCCCCUCCUCCUCCAGAGAUACCAGUGCUAGGGUCAGCCAUGGCGGUGUUGAAGCACACUCCCGUCAGCCCCCAGUAUGCUCCACCUCCCGAAGAAGACCAGCUGCCAGUCCCAGCUCACCUACACAGUAAUGGCAUCUUACCUCCACCACCACCCCCGGAGCAGUUAAAAUACCCACCUCCCCUCAGCACCAAUGGGCUCCAGCAGUUCUUAGCCCUGAAGUUCCCUAAUAUGACCUAUGACUUUUCACCUGUCCAGCCAGAUGACGAGCUUCCACCGCUUCCUCCGCCUCCUCUACCAUCACAGCCUCCAGUGUGUUUCUCUCCAUCUCCUCAGCAGUCAGCAGGUCCUCCACCUGCCCCACCUAAAACAUUCUCUGUUGGGUUUCCUCUACAAACUGCUCUAAAACCUGGCCACAGCAUUUCCCCUGUUUCCCCUGUGCCACCACCUCUGUCUCCAACCCCUCCAGCCACCAUGAGGAAACAGCAUAGCCUCUCCAGUGGCCACAGUCCCAAUCAACCUCCACCCACACUUCCUAAGCAAUAUAGCCUUUCUUCCAAAGCUCCACCUUUAUCUGCCCCCAUCUCUCCAACCCAGUCGCUUGUAAAGCAGAUUGUAAACCAAUUCCCUGACACCCCUGAUGGAUCCAAAGGUUCCAUAUCUCCUCCUGUGGUAAAAACCAAACCAAAAUGGCAGCCAGGUGGGCAGCCACAAUCACCGGAAUUUCCUCCACCUCCACCAGAGAGUAGUCUUGAUUUCCCUCCACCUCCUGCUCCAAGCCCACCUCCUGCCCUUUCUGGCAAGAUGGGAUCACCAAUCAAGAAAUCCCCAUCAACAUCAUCAAAUUCCUCUACUGGUUCAGGUGGGAAGAAGCCCCCUCCAACCCCACAUCGCAACUCCAGCAUGAAGUCGAACUCUUCCAUUGAGUACCAGGAGUCGAAGAAAGUGGAGGAUCUGGUGAGCAUGUUUGCUCAAACUAGUCAAGCCUCACCCAACUCCUUCUCAACUCCAUCUUCUACUACAGGAUCACCUUCCAAGGACUCUUCUGCAGGACCUCGGGCUGCAAAACCAGGCAAGAUUAACUUGGCUAAUCUGCCUUUGGCUCUCCAAGUGAAGCCAAGUCAGUAUUGCCAGCCAGGCUCAGACUUUCCCUCUCCGCCCCUGGAGUGUGAUUUCCCACCACCUCCUCCAGACUCAGAGCUCCUUCCUCCUCCACCUCUCCCAUCAGAACUGCACACUGGGGCUCCCAGAGUGGCCGUGGUGAACCCCCAACCUCAACACUCCUCCAGCACAUCCUCAUGGAAGCAGAGCUCCUUGAAGAAAACACCCCCUGCAGCUGUGCACCGCCGCAGCAGUGGCCCACCUGAGCCACAUGCUCUUUCUCCACCUCCACAACAGAUCCCUCUAUCUUCUUUUAAUUCUCAGAUCCCUCCAACUUCCCCUAAGGGCAAUGUGCCCAUCCAGUCCAACUUCCUGGAAGAUCUGAACAGGACUCUGAAGAGGAAGUCCAUGAAUCGGCAUGGCUCCCUUCCCUCUUCCCGAAUCUCAGCCAAGUUAGAGCCAGUAGCCACCAUGGACGAUAUGGCCCUCCCGCCCCCUCCUCCAGAGCUGCUGCUGGGCCAGCAGAAAAAGGGCGGCUACAUGGCCGCCAACAUCUCAGGCUAUGCAACAUUACGACGGGGACCUCCACCGGCUCCACCCAAACGGGACCAAAACACUAAACUGACAAGUGAGUGGUAGUUGGCACACAUGCCAAGUUCGGAUAUGCUUCUCUCCUUUUCCACUCCAUUUAUCUUCAACGGCUGAAACAUAAAUGCAUUAAAAUAAUACUCAUUUUAACCCCAGAUUAUAACCACAGUAUGAAAAAUCCAAACCAUCUAUUACAUAAGCUUCUCUGCGUGUUUGUGCUGCUUUGCUAUUAAAAGUGUAAGCAAAUAUACAAAAGCACUAAGAAAAAGAGACUGACAUUGUAAUUAUACAGUAGGUACUGCAUGGACUCUGCUGUGAGGAAAAGGGUAUAACGUGUAUGUAUACUAAAAUAUAUAUGUGAAACUCUGGGGUGGGAGGGAUGUUGUACCUUUUUUAUAUGAAAUUAUUUAAUACCUGAAAUAUAUUCUUAUUUUAAAGUUUAGUUUUGAAACCCUUGACUGUAAGCGUUAAACGUGAAUAGAAAAUCAGGGUUGUUGAACCAAUGCCAAUGUAUGAUUGUGUGUGUGUGUGUGUGUGUGUGUGUGCACGCGCGCACACAUUUUGUCUGAGUGAUUUGGUUGAUCCAGUCUCAGAAGAAAAAUGUGAGGGCCUGGUUAUAGUGCCACCCUUGCUCGUCAUUAAAUGUGUAAAUCCUGUAUGUGGGGAUUGCACUCAUGUAGCAUACAUUCUAAAUGAAGUAUUCUACCAAAUUGUCCAUAUUUAAUUUAAAUGGUUUAGAACCUUCCACAAAAAAAACAAAACAAAAAAAAACAAAAAACAAUUACCAUUUUUAUUGAUAAAUCUGUUCUGUUGUGUUGCUGUGCACCCUUACUUUUCAUGAAGAUGUUCAAAUGUUAGACGAAGAAUUAAAUGAGCCCAUUACCAGUUGAAUACAUCUCCGUGUGUAGCUGGGCUGUGUCUGGGAUGGGGUUUGCUCUGUCUGUGUUGGUUAUUUGCUAUCUGUCUGUACAUACAGCUGCAGUUCCUGACUUUAUCAACGUGCAUUAGCUCUGCUUGUGUGAAACACACUAGGAAGUUGUCAUUCUGCCUAUUUUGACCACUUGCUAUGCUCCCAUUACCUCUGUCUACACUCAGUGUUGUGUUAAAGUGUCACAUGUCUGGAACAUCCAUCUCAUGUCAUGGCAAUGCCAGAAAUGUACUGACUUAAAUCUUGCACGCAUGCUUCCACAGUAUGGUUGCACACUUUAUAGGGUUUUAGGAUCAUAGUCACAACAUAAAAUGGUGUCAUGUCAAGUUUACUUGACUUAAAAUGCAAAAAAUUCACUGUGCCUAUUGUCAUUGUCAUCCAUCUUUCAAACUUGAAUGCGUAGGUUGACCAAACAUUUACAUGUUGGUUUUGCAUCUCCAAAAAUCCUUUAUUUUUUUAAAUGCUGAGUGCAGAAAUGUAAGAACAAACAGAGCCCUCUUCUAGGAAGGAGUACAGAGCUAAUGGUGCUGCUUAAAGUCAGGAACCUUUUAGUUAAAUAAAUGGGAAAGUAACUGUCUGUUACAUUUAAAAUGAACAAUAUAAAUGUGUAAAUCGCAUCAUUUUGUCCAAGUUCUUAUUCUUUUGAAUUUACAUUAUCACACACUUAGUACAAUUGUAAGCUUCUUAUGACUUAUUCUGUGAUUUACAGUGAGUAACAUUUCCUGGUCCAUUAUUUUGAAGGUCAUGCCCCCUGUAGUACAUGCAUACAGUUUUAAAAUAGACCUUUUUUUAAUCUCUUAAGUUUAUGUGCUUGGGCAGUAUAAAAUAAUAUCCUGAUUGUGAACACAACUGUAACAGAAUAUACCUUUUGAGAACAUUGCUCAAGAGUUUACAGCUAUACCACAGCAAUUAAAUGAAAUGAAAAAUCAUUGUUUACCUCAGAAAAGUUUACAGUGGAGGAGUAAAAGCAGAAUUUUUAAAGUUGA